Pseudopodoces humilis (Tibetan ground-tit) is the source of this 1731-nucleotide messenger RNA. The record is from RefSeq and is a predicted model, not a curated record. NCBI's taxonomy places the organism in Eukaryota, Metazoa, Chordata, Aves, Passeriformes, Paridae.
AUGGAGCCGCCGCGGAGCCUCCCGGGGCUGGAGCGGGAGCGCGGCGCGCUGGACGCGGCCGGAGGGUGCCCGUCCCCGCUGGACGCCAAGGCCGUGCCCGGCAGGAAGGUCUGGGUCAAGCUGCGGGCGCUAGGGCCCGGGGUGUCCCCAACUCUUGUCGCCGGGGGGGGCUCCCGGGGGGUGCCACCCCCUCACCUGUGUCGUGGGGAGCUCACGUGUCCCCGCGCCCACCUGCGGCACCUGGACUCGGGCGAGCUGAACGUGGAGGAGCUGAAGAGAAAUUUGGAAUACGCGGCCUCGCUGCUCGAGGCUGUCUGCAUCGAUGAGACCAGGCAGGUGCUGGACACGGAGGACGAGCUGCGGGACAUGGGCUCGGACGCGGCCGUGCCCUCCGAGGUGCGGGACUGGCUGGCGGCCACCUUCACGCAGCAGGCGCGGGCCAAGGGCCGCCGGGCCGAGGAGAAACCCAAAUUCCGCAGCAUCGUGCACGCCGUGCAGGCCGGGAUCUUCGUGGAGAGGAUGUUCCGCCGGAUGUACACGGCCGUGGGGCCGAGCUACUCCUCCUCCGUCCUCAACUGCCUGAAGGGGCUGGACCAGUGGUGCUUCGAUGUUUUCUCGCUGCACCGCGCGGCCGAGGAGCACUCGCUGCGCACCGUGGUCUUCGAGCUCUUCACCCGCCACAACCUCAACAGCCGCUUCAAGAUUCCCGGCGCGUUCCUGACGUCGCUGCUGGAGGCGCUGGAAUCCGGCUACGGAAAGUUCCGGAACCCGUACCACAACCAGGUGCACGCGGCCGAUGUCACACAGACCGUGCACUGCUUCCUGCUGCGCACCGGCAUGCUGCACUGCCUGUCCGAGAUCGAGCUCCUGGCCAUCGUCUUCGCCGCCGCCAUCCACGACUUCGAGCACACGGGGACAACCAACAGCUUCCACAUCCAGACCAAGUCGGACACCGCCAUCCUGUACAACGACCGCUCGGUGCUGGAGAACCACCACAUCAGCGCCGUGUUCCGCCUGAUGCAGGACGAGGAGCUCAACAUCUUCGUCAACCUCACCAAGGACGAGUUCGCGGAGCUGCGGGCCCUGGUCAUCGACAUGGUCCUGGCCACCGACAUGUCCUGCCACUUCCAGCAGGUCAAGUCCAUGAAGACGGCGCUGCAGCAGCUGGAGAGGCUGGACAAGUCCAAGGUGCUGUCGCUGCUGCUGCACGCGGCCGACAUCAGCCACCCCACCAAGCAGUGGGCGGUUCACAGCCGCUGGACCAAGGCGCUCAUGGAGGAGUUCUUCCGGCAGGGGGACAAGGAGGCCGAGCUGGGGCUGCCCUUCUCGCCCCUCUGCGACCGCACCUCCACGCUGGUGGCCCAGUCGCAGAUCGGGUUCAUCGACUUCAUCGUGGAGCCCACGUUCUCGGUGCUCACCGACGUGGCCGAGAAGUUGGUGACGCCUCUGGCCGAGGACGGCUCCAAGGCCAAGGGCAACCCCGCGACCCCCCAGCAGCCCAGCUCGCAGUGGCGGCAGCCGUCCCUGGAUGAGCACCUGGAGCUGGGGGACAUCAAAGCCGACCUGGCCGGGUUCCGCUCCACCUGGACCAAGCACAUCCAGGAGAACAAGCAGAAGUGGAAGGAGAGGGCGGCCAGCGGCAUCACCAACCAGGCGUCCAUCGAUGAGCUGUCGCCGUGCGAGGAGCCCGCGGCCCCCGGCGCGCACAGGGAGAACGGGGACGUGGAAUAG